Messenger RNA from Scatophagus argus, 1874 nucleotides. RefSeq names its product pyroglutamylated RFamide peptide. Lineage: Eukaryota; Metazoa; Chordata; Actinopteri; Scatophagidae. Gene Ontology annotation, molecular function: orexigenic neuropeptide QRFP receptor binding. The transcript has a single exon. The record is from RefSeq and is a predicted model, not a curated record. Bases 46 to 612 code for a protein of 188 amino acids.
GUCACUUUUGUUCACCCUUUGAUAAAUACUUCUGCCUGAUUCUAGAUGGGACUUGAUAUCCAUUUCGGCGCCUCACAGCUCACCCUCCUCUCCCUCGCCCUCCUCUGCCCCGCCCCACGGACCGUCACAUCGUACCCCCACUCUCCCACCACCCUCCUGCCCACGGUGGACAUACCUGAGCUGGAGUCCGCGCUAUUGCAGGCUUCUUUGGAUGACCUGAGUGACGAUUGGCUCGUCCAGCCCGACAUGUGGGUCGAGUGGCCUCAGGACCCCCGCCUGGCCCUGCUGGAGCCCCGGGGGGAGGGGGAGGAGGAGGAGGCUGGCCCCACGGAAGAGGAGGUGCUGCAGAGAGUCCAGAGAGGAGACCUGCUGGCACAGCCGCUGUCACCCUUCCCUGGAGCUCAGUCUCUUCAGGGCAUCCACUAUCAGCAGGGAGGAGAGGGGGAGGAUGGAGGAAAGAGGAAUGAAGCUCUGACCUCCAUCGCUGGAGGACUCCAAGCUGUCAGCCGGGAGAAAGGAGGAUUCGGUUUCCGCUUUGGGAGGAAAAGAUGGACUGACAGGGGAUGGAUGAACGAAGGGAGAGGGAGCACAGAGGAGAAUGAGAUGGAAUGAUGAAGAAAGGGUUUCAGCAGGAAGGAAAGAAGAGUUUGAUGGGAGAUGAACCAGUAAACAGUAAACUUCUUUCCUCAUGAGGGUGGUGAUGCACUCAGCAAUUUUCUAGGCAGCAAGCAUCCAGCAACAGGCGAUACACACAAACGCAGAGUAUCUCAGUGAUUGAUGGCAACCGAAUGUUGCUUGCAAAGUUGCCCAGUGGAUCACAACAGUGAAAAGUGAAGCAGUGCGACGUUCAGGGCAGGUCGUACUUCAGUUUGAGGAAAUGAAUUCUGUGGAUUUUAACGUGACGAAAUCAUCAGGUCCGUAAAUUUGAUAACAAAAGUGUCCAAAAGACCAGCACAAAAUUUAAAUGCAUCAGUGGUAUGUGGAGUCCAUACUGCACUGUGUGGCACUUUGCAAUCCAACAGGCAGUCAGACAGAUGAAAUGAACGAAAACACCAACACGUCUGCUGUCUCUGCUUCAAAUCGUGAUAAUUACAGUUGAUAAAGUCCUAAAGCUGCAGGUAUUCAGAAACAGCAACACUGAUUUACCCUCCGUUAUUUCCAAGCAACUGUAAUCUUUGUUUUCGCCGCCACGAAAGGUCCCGCGUCUCAAUUCAUCUGAUUGGACAACGAGAAACAAACGACGUCGGGUGCUUUUCAGCUCCCAGUUGAAGUUUUUCAGCGCACGAAAUGCUGAAAAAAUCUUUGGGCCUUGAAUGUUCCAGAUGUCAAAGCUUCUCUGCAAAAGUGAAUGUUGAAGUAUCUCUGGCAAACCCAAAGUCCAACAGUGUAAUAAUACAUGUACAUAUAUAUACUGUAAGUAGGUAUUUGUAAGUGUGUUGAUUUGUUGGAUUGAAUAUAAGCAAAUGAAUAAAGAGUUGGGAGGUGUAAACUGGAACACAAAACUCUCAACACAGAAUUCUGGGCUGAUGGUUUGUUUCUUUCAACAGCCUGCUGAGGUGUCGUCAGACACAACACUCAUACUGAUACCACACUGUACAAAUACUCUGUUACUACUACAAGUCAAAUAAUGUAAAGGUUGUACAUGUAAUUGGGAUGUACUUUUUUCAAAGUAAAAGUACUGAGUGGGACUUGAGCAGUUAUGCCUCCUGUAACUUUUGUCUGAUCUCGUUUUGAACAGUUUCAUACAGGACUGCAGCACAUUAUUCUGUUCAUUCUGGAUUCUUCUGCUGAUUAUUGUCCCUGUUAAUAUGCUGAUAGUUUUAUAAGAGUUUGUAAAAAUACAGAAAACACAGAGAAAUGCGGUCCUAAUUAUG